GUUGCAACUUGUUACCCUAACUCCUCUCAUCUUCCUCCUUUUGCUUAACCUUAUAGUAGUAGUAAGCAAAAAAAGGGUGGCAUGAUUGAAUGUCUGUCAAGCUGGUUGACGCCCACUGUUCUCUUCUGCAUCUUAAACCUCUUGAUUGUUACUAUUCUCAUUACUUCCAUCUUUAGAAAUAAUGAGAGGAAACAACAACAACAAGAAGAGGAUGAAGAACAACUCCCCCGAACUCCAUCUUUGUUACAUCGUGUGAGGUCUGUAAACUUUUCUUUCCCGGAUCCAUUUAAUUCUCCUUUAACUACUCAUCAUUUCCUCGACAACAGUCCCUUUUUUCUUCAGCGCAUCCGGUCAAUCAACUUCUCUUUCUCCUCCCAAAAGCCCAGCCAAUUUCCCUCUCUAGACCCACUUGAUGAACAACCAGUUGCUGCUCACAAGGACGACGCUGAAAAAGUAGAUUUGAAAAGAAAAAUGAUAAGAAGCAAAUCUACUAUGUGCGCGGAGGAGAAGGAGGUGGUGGUUCGCUGGGAGAAAAAACUAAAAGUAGGGAAUCGUCAUCAUGGAGGGACCAAGUCGUUUGGAAAUGAAGAAGAAGAUGCAGUUGAUAAGAAAGCAGAUGAUUUUAUAAACAAGUUUAGGAAGCAGUUGAAGAUGCAGAGAAUUCAUUCUAUUUUAAACAAGGAAAUGUUGAACAGAGGAGUCUCCAUUUAGGACAACUACUAAAUACCAAAUAAUCCUUUUGUUUCUCUCAAUUCAAAACUCAACAUCUCUAUCUCUUCAUGAUGCAAAUUUGAAUCAUUUCUUUAACUACUCCUUAUUGAAUUGUAUUUUUUUGCUGUUUUAAUUUGAUAUAUGAGAGAAGUAACUGUCAAUACCUCUAGAAAUUUCAAUGUUUAGAUCAUGCUGGUCAAGAAACUUGAUCGGUUUUGAUGUGAACUAAGUUCAAUACAAACAAAUUCAACUUUCAAAAUUUUUUCAAACCUAGAUUUUGGGGAACUUCUAAUGAAAAGACUUCUCUUUUGCAAUUCAACCA
Molecule: messenger RNA, 1033 nt
Organism: Solanum dulcamara
Lineage: Eukaryota; Viridiplantae; Streptophyta; Magnoliopsida; Solanales; Solanaceae
Product: pathogen-associated molecular patterns-induced protein A70-like
Exons: 1
Coding region: 82-711 (209 amino acids)
Source: RefSeq, a predicted model, not a curated record